GAAACUCAUCAGUUACAAAAUGUCAUCAGUCAAACGCUUGGUUUAUGCAGUCAUCCAUUUCUUGAGAGAGCAGAGUCAGAUGGAUACUUUCACUCCAGAUGAACAGGAAAGCUUGGAAGUUGCCAUUCAAUGUCUGGAGACUGUGUUUAAGAUUAACCUGGAAGAUACUCAUCUUGCACCUCCACAGCAUUUGAUAGAAAUGUUCACAAAUUCUUUUCACAAGAAUGACAUGCUGCCUCUCUCGGAUUCUUUACCAGAGGAUGUUGAAAAGGCUGACCAACUGAAGGAUGAAGGUAAUAAUCAUAUGAAAGAAGAAAACUAUGGUGCUGCAGUGGAUUGUUACACUAGGGCUAUAAAACUGGAUCCAAACAAUGCAGUCUAUUACUGCAACAGGGCUGCUGCACAAAGUAAGCUCAACAAAUACAGUGAAGCAAUAAAGGAUUGUGAGAGAGCCAUAGCAAUAGAUCCAAAGUACAGCAAAGCAUAUGGGAGAAUGGGGUUGGCUCUGACCUCAGUGAAUAAAUAUGAAGAAGCAGUUACCAGUUACCAAAAAGCACUGGAUCUUGAUCCAGAGAAUGACUCUUAUAAGUCAAAUUUGAAAAUAGCAGAACAGAAACUAAGAGACAUGUCCAGUCCUACUGGAACUGGACUGAGUUUUGACAUGGCAAGCUUGAUAAACAAUCCUGCCUUCAUUAGUAUGGCAGCAAGCUUAAUGCAGAAUCCUCAAGUUCAACAAUUGAUGUCGGGGAUGAUGUCAAACGCCAUUGGUGGCCCUGCUGCUGGUGUUGGUGGCCUGUCGGAUUUGUCCAGCCUGAUCCAUGCGGGGCAGCAGUUUGCACAACAGAUACAGCAGCAGAAUCCAGAGCUUAUAGAGCAACUGAGAAAUCAUGUCCGGAGCAGGUCUUUCAGUGGCAGCACUGAAGAGCAUUCCUGACUUAAAGGAGGCAUGUGAACUGGAAUGGUAUAUAACCCCAAAAUGCAUACCAUAGUUAGUAGCAAAAGCACCAUUGUAACUCUUCUGCUUGAAUAGAAGACAGAAAAUUCUUUGUGCGUGUUUGCAAACAAGAAUAAAUCUGUUAAACAGAUCUAUUGCACAUAACUUGGAACAUAUCAUUUAUGUAUAGUUACUCCUCUGAAAAUUAAUACACUAAAUAGGUGGUUUAUUAAAAUCCCUCAGUACAAGUCAUUUUCAGUAUGUGCAUUAGAUUGAUCUCCAGGGCUAUUGAGUAGGGAGUUUUGUAGUGGGCUGAUCUUGCAUAACAGCUUAAUUCUAAAAUCCUAGUGUGAAAGGCAGGUUAUUCUUAUGGUGAAAGUCAUUAUGGCUGUACUCCUUGUCAAAUAUUGAAAGAAUAGGCCUAUCUGAUGUGCCCUUUUAUAAUGAGCAUAAAUUGGUGUUGGAGUAUAGAGUGAACUUAAAACUAAUGCUUGCAAAGCCUGUUUCUUUAAGCCUG
This is a messenger RNA of Charadrius vociferus (killdeer), 1451 nucleotides long. It is a transcript of the gene SGTB, whose product is annotated as small glutamine-rich tetratricopeptide repeat (TPR)-containing, beta. Gene Ontology annotation, biological process: post-translational protein targeting to endoplasmic reticulum membrane. The record is from RefSeq and is a predicted model, not a curated record. The transcript is spliced from 10 exons. The coding region runs from base 20 to 934 and encodes 304 amino acids. NCBI's taxonomy places the organism in Eukaryota, Metazoa, Chordata, Aves, Charadriiformes, Charadriidae. Gene Ontology annotation, cellular component: TRC complex; membrane. Gene Ontology annotation, molecular function: molecular adaptor activity; protein binding.